Rattus rattus (black rat) is the source of this 1112-nucleotide messenger RNA. RefSeq names its product centrosomal protein 20 (gene Cep20). Bases 69 to 593 code for a protein of 174 amino acids. Gene Ontology annotation, cellular component: motile cilium; ciliary basal body; centrosome. The transcript has 5 exons. Gene Ontology annotation, molecular function: protein binding. The record is from RefSeq and is a predicted model, not a curated record. Lineage: Eukaryota; Metazoa; Chordata; Mammalia; Rodentia; Muridae. Gene Ontology annotation, biological process: microtubule anchoring; cilium assembly.
GGUUGGAGACGGCGCCGCAGAGCGGCACAUACACACUGGAGAGGCGUGGCACCAGCGGCCGUUGAAAAAUGGCGACUGUUACUGAGCUGAAAGCUGUUUUAAAGGACACCUUGGAAAAAAGGGGAGUGUUAAGACAUUUAAAAGCAAGGAUCCGUGCUGAAGUUUUCAAUGCUCUGGAUGAUGAUCAUGAACCCCGACCAUUGUUGUCUCAUGAGAACCUUCUAAUUAAUGAAUUAAUUAGGGAGUAUUUGGAAUUCAACAAAUAUAAAUACACAGCCUCUGUCCUCAUAGCAGAAUCUGGUCAACCUGUAGUUCCAUUGGACAGACAGUUUCUCAUCCGUGAACUAAAUGCCUUUGAAGAAUCAAAGGAUAACUCAAUUCCUCUGUUAUAUGGAAUUUUAGCCCAUUUCUUGCGUGGUCCUCCAGAUGGAGCCCAGAAUGUGCUUCUGACAGAAUCAACACUGCACCCUGCAAACAAGCAUGUCAACUGGAAGCCCAGCAGAAGACCAGAUGAUGACCACCUGAAGAAGGACACAGGGCCAAGAACCAUGACUGAAGAGCUUCAUGCUGCUGCACAAGCAGUCAUUAGAUGAUGUGUACACCAGGCUUUUCACCUCGGCUGUGUGUGGAGUAACUAACUUAUUCCCAAUGCCAUCAAUUAGACCACCACUGUCUGUAAAUGUUUGAAUGUCUACAAACAUUCAGCCACUCGUGGUUUACUGCAUCUGUAGAAUACUGAUCUGUCAUCUAGUUUGCUGGAUGCCACUGGGGGAAUUUAUUGUUUUCAGGAUGUAUUUUUAAAGUUCUCAUUUGUGAAAUCUGAAAGGUCUUUUUAGUACUUUGCAUAGUUUGUUUUUUUUAAGGCCAGCUCUAAGUGCUGUUGACGUGCCACUGGUAAAGCACUCACCUCCCAUGUGCAAGGGCCUGGGUUCAGUCCUAGCACCGAAAAAAGAAAACACAAGAACAGCUCUUUGUCCAUAUGCUCUAAUCAUUAAACUUUUUCUAGCUAGAAUUAUAUGGACCUAUAGGGAAAGUCAUUCAUGUUUUUGAAAAAAUAUUUAAAGGGGCAUUAAAACCAGAACUUAAUUCCUACAAAGUUUGAUUUUUUUUUU